Molecule: messenger RNA, 336 nt
Organism: Dracunculus medinensis (Guinea worm)
Lineage: Eukaryota; Metazoa; Nematoda; Chromadorea; Rhabditida; Dracunculidae
Source: the annotation of a GenBank genome assembly
AUGUUUAAGUCAUUUGGACUUGAACUUGGUGAACAAUUGGUCGCCAAUUCACCGAAAAUCUUUUAUAUUACAUUUGUUAAGAAGUACGACACCAAUAUUGGAUUGACGAUAUGUGAAAAUACCACUUCCAUAAAUACUGUUAUCACAGAGCGUCGCCUUCGCUGGUUAGGGCACGUUCUCCGUCGUCCAUCACAGGAAUUGACUCAUAUUUCAUUACUUGCUAAACCCUGUGAUGGGUGGCAUCAAAAGCGAGAUGGGCCAAUCAAGAUCUGGAGUGACACGGUGCGAAAAGAUUUUGAACGUAUAGCUGGACCAUCAAUAUAUGGACUUAGAUGA